AUGUCAGAAACAAUAGCACUAGCGUCAAAAAGGACAAACGAAGAAGAAAUUAAUUGUUUACGUGAUCAUUUUAAAGAAAAUAUUCGAGUAUUGGAAAAUAUUGGACAACUUUCUUACAUAAUUAAAAUAUGUUUAGAUGAAUAUGAUGCAUCACUUACAUUUCAAUUAGAUAGUUCAUAUCCAAUUAAACCACCAGAGAUAAUAUUAACUGCUCCCCGGUUAACACCCGAACAGAUAUUAUCUGCAAGCAAAUAUUUACAAUCAUAUAGUCAAACAUUAAUUGGACAAGUAAUGGUAUUAAACAUUUACAAACAACUAUUAAAAUGGUUUGCUGAAAAUAACAUUCAGAUGGUUCGUAUAAGUGGUGAAAAAUCACCACAAAUAUUGUCAUCAGUCACAACAAAUGGCACAUCUUAUUUUAGUAAAAAAUCAAAUAUUAAUGGUAGAAGGAAUAGUAUUAGUGAAGAAAAUAAAGAAAAAACCUCAUCAAUGAAAAUAGUGGAUGAUAUUAUAUCAAGAAUACAAUUAGACACUAGACUAAAGAAAGAACAUUUUUCCAUCGGUUACAUUGAUCAAUUUUUGGGUGUACAAGAAAAAUUAUUUACAGAUUUUAACUUUGAGAUUGAUUUGAAAUGCUUAGAUAAUCGUUGUUCAACAAAAUUAUGUAUACCCAAACAUCGUAUUCAGUAUUUCAAAUAUCACAAUGAAAUAAUAUGGGAUAAAUGUACACGGACAGAUAAUAUAUCUGAUUCAACGUGUGGUCAACUAACACUAUACGAUAUUAUACAGCGGUUACCGCCAAUAAUUAAGGACAAUAAUUCAAAAACAAAUGACGAUAAUGAACGGUCAGUAAAAUCAUUGUGA
This is a messenger RNA of Didymodactylos carnosus, 864 nucleotides long. Lineage: Eukaryota; Metazoa; Rotifera; Eurotatoria; Philodinida; Philodinidae. The record is from the annotation of a GenBank genome assembly.